Molecule: messenger RNA, 623 nt
Organism: Drosophila pseudoobscura
Lineage: Eukaryota; Metazoa; Arthropoda; Insecta; Diptera; Drosophilidae
Product: putative defense protein 3
Exons: 2
Coding region: 16-549 (177 amino acids)
Cellular component (GO): membrane
Source: RefSeq, a predicted model, not a curated record
AACAAGAUUAAGAAAAUGAAGGAUCGUUUUACCAGAAUAGCCCAGGAAGUGCCCAGCAUGCUGCUGAUUAUGCUACUGCCCUUGCUCAUCGGAAGCACUGCCGCAUUUCCGGAUGGGGCCCCAGCCGAUACGUGUGUGAAGCAGCGCGCGAAUCAGCCCAACCACGGAAAGGCCCGUACACAGCCAGCCCACACAAAUCCCUUUGAGGUGGUGGCCGAUGCCCAGAGCUACCAUCCGGGUCAGCAGAUCUCUGUGGUCAUCUAUCCGCACGCACAGCAGAGCACGGUCUUCAGGGGCUUCUUCCUGCAGGCCCGCGACGCGCACUCCAAUGAGUGGAUUGGCGAGUGGGUCCAGAGCGAGAACACAAAAACCAUACCUGAGUGCUCGGCCAUAACGCACUCGGAUAACCGGGACAAACUGGGGGCCAAGCUGCUAUGGAAGGCGCCGCAGAACAAGCGCGGCAAUGUUUACUUUACCGGCACUGUGCUACAGGAGUACGGCACCUUCUGGAGCGACAUCGUUAACAAGGUGCAGGCCGAGCCGCAAUAACGAAAAUUAUGUACCUAUUUAUAACAGCUGUACUCGUAUAUACCCUGUACUGGGCAAUAAAUCUUUAAAACCCU